AUGCCACCUCCUGUCGGCAGAUACGGGCCUACUGGCCUAAGUGCUCCCUAUACACACUUACAACAAGCCCACCUACAGCAACAGCAAGCCCAACAUCACCCGGGUCACGCCCAAUCGGCCAACACGGCUCUUCCACCUCCCUCCCUCGGUGGCCAUCCAGGUUUUGCGGCCGGGAAUCCGAAUACCAACAUUAAUCCCUUCUCGAUGUCCGGGUCCGGAAUUGCGAGCGGCAUGUCCGUCGGGUUUGGUGCCGAUGGCGGAGGCACCGGUCUCGCCAGCCAUGCGGCUCAGAUGGGCUUCGCGAGAGGGGCCCAGAUGCAGCAACAACAGUUACAUCAGGCCCAUGAUGGUCGACUAGCACUGGACACAAAGGCAGGCGGUGUGAAAACGCGGAUACGUGACGUAUGGAAGCACAACCUAGCGCAAGAGAUGACACUUUUAAGACAAUUGGUGGAAAAGUAUCCUUAUAUCAGCAUGGACACCGAGUUUCCCGGUAUUGUUGCACGCCCCAUCGGUGCGUUUACGAACAAGGCCGACUACCACUACCAGACCCUCCGGUGUAACGUCGAUCUACUGAAGAUGAUCCAGCUUGGAAUUACACUCUUUUCCCCCGAGGGAGAAGUCCCUCCUCCGAAUGCCACCGACGCUAAUGGCCAGUCCUUGGGGAAUGGCCUCGUGCCGGCCCCAUGUACUUGGCAAUUCAAUUUUCGGUUCUCAUUGGAAGAUGACAUGUAUGCACAGGAGUCGACGGCUAUGCUCGCCAAAGCGGGGAUCGAUUUUACGAUGCAUGAGAAGAACGGGAUCGAUCCACAUGAAUUCGGGGCGCUCUUGAUCAGCUCAGGUCUCGUAUUGCUGGAUGAUGUGCACUGGGUUUCAUUCCAUUCUGGCUACGAUUUCGGCUACCUGAUGAAAAUCAUGCUUUGCACGCCUCUUCCGGAGAACGAGGAAGAAUUCCACAAACUUCUCAACAUCUUCUUUCCAUCACUGUAUGACAUAAAGUACUUGAUGAAACAUGCAGGCCGCAAUCAAGCUGUCAACGACUCCCCGUUGACUCAAGCUGCUGUUCAAAUUUUGACGAAUCUGGGCCAAAAAUCGGGGCUUCAAGACAUCGCCGAUGAACUUGGUGUCAAACGAGUCGGUAUCGCUCACCAGGCCGGAUCGGAUUCUCUUGUAACGGGAGAGAUCUACUGGAAGAUGCGACAGCUUGUCUUCAAUGGCACCAUUGAUGAAGCUAAAUACUCCGGUCAAAUAUGGGGGCUGAACGGUCAGAUGCCGGCACUACUGUAUCACAUGCAGCCUCACCAAACACCUAAUCUCAACGGGGCCACUAUCUACUCAACCACGGGCACCCCAAGUACACCUAAUGCCCCUCAGCCUGUGACCGGCAAUCAAACUCCUCAGCAUCAUGCUGGUGGAGUUCUGACGCCUGGGGCAGUAGGCGGAGUGCUGGGGCAGUUUCAAAUUGGAAAAUCAUGA
Messenger RNA from Aspergillus tanneri, 1476 nucleotides. Its product is annotated as CCR4-NOT core DEDD family RNase subunit POP2. The record is from RefSeq and is a predicted model, not a curated record. Gene Ontology annotation, cellular component: CCR4-NOT complex; CCR4-NOT core complex; P-body. The coding region runs from base 1 to 1476 and encodes 491 amino acids. The transcript has 2 exons. Gene Ontology annotation, molecular function: nucleic acid binding; poly(A)-specific ribonuclease activity. Lineage: Eukaryota; Fungi; Ascomycota; Eurotiomycetes; Eurotiales; Aspergillaceae.